This is a messenger RNA of Dentiscutata erythropus, 489 nucleotides long. The record is from the annotation of a GenBank genome assembly. NCBI's taxonomy places the organism in Eukaryota, Fungi, Glomeromycota, Glomeromycetes, Diversisporales, Gigasporaceae.
CAAAAUGACAAUGUUCAAAGUUCACAGCCUGCUAGCAAUAUUCUACAACCUAUGGUUUCGCAACCAGUAUUCCUCUCAUAUAAUGAAAUGCAAAAAUCAUUUCAAGCUAUAAUUGAUAAACAGGAUACUAAACAUAAAGCCAAGAUGGAAAAAUUGAAAGCUGAGUUCGAAUCAAAAAUGAGUCAACAACCCAAAAAAUCUCAUCAUCCAUUAAAUCUUUCUAGAGAAAAAGCGCUACAGUGGUUAGAUAAAGCUUUCCCUCCUUCUAUAGCAAAUAGAAUAGAAUCGAAAGUAGAUGAAAUCGGUCAACUGACAUCUCAAUUCGGAAGGAUGAUACUUGAUAAUCAAUCCAAAAAACCAGUAGCUAAAUCAAAUUCAACACAUCAAUACUUUUCUCCUCUAAUACCUUCCCAAUCCCAAUAUGCAUCUCUCAAUUCAGAUGAUAUUGAGAAUAGUGAAGGUGGAUAUAAUGAGGAAGAUAAUAUAUAG